AUGACUAUGGCUGACUGUGGUCUUGAUGAUAUUUAUAACGAGCUCAUCAAUAAUUCAGCAUCUUCUAGCGACAUUUCUGAAGAUGGAGACUGGGAUGACAAUCGUGCCGAGUAUGACAAUCGAGUGGAAAAUUUGAAUGAGAAGCAACGAAGAAUUGUCACGGAUGUAAUGAAUGUGGCAAAGACGAGGAAAACGAACGGAAAUCGCUUGUUUUUUGUUUACGGUAAAGCAGGAUGCGGUAAAACAUUCACGUUCAACACCUUGAUUCGGUCGCUGCGAAAUGAUGGUUUAUCGGUCAUUGCUGUUGCAUCGACUGGGAUAGCUGCUACUCUUUUGGAGGAUGGGCGCACUGCGCACAGCACUUUUUCUUUGCCGCUCAAAGGACUGCGUGGUGAUUCUGUGGCUGGAGUAGAUGCUUCUUCUGAUAAAGGGAAGAUGUUGCGUGAAGUCGACGUUAUUGUAUGGGAUGAAAUAUCAAUGCAGACUCGCUAUGCUGUGGAAUGUGUCGAUAGACUGCUUCGUGAUCUGGCCGCUCCCGAGAACAGAAACCUUCGCUUUGGUGGUGUCGUUAUGGUUUUCGGAGGAGACUGGUGUCAAUUUCUUCCAGUAGUCCCAGGAGGAUCGAAAAUGGACAUAAUCAAUGAGACAUUGAAGUCAAGUGAAUUGUGGAGUGAUAUGCAGGUUUACGUGCUCGAUGAAAACAUGCGACUUCGACCGGGUGAAGAAGAGCAUGCAGCUUGGCUGCAGGCGGUAGGAGAAGGGAGGAAUUUCACUCCCGACGGUGUUGAUAUUGAAGUACCAAUUGAGAUGUGCAUGGAGAGUGAAGAAGACGUCAUUACAUGGAUGUACACUGAUGAGGUCAUUCAUUCAACUGACCUUAUCGGUAAUAUGGCACUUUUAACCGUUCGUAAUUGUGAUGCUCUGGAGCUUAAUCUGAAGGUGUUGAACAUAGUACCAGGUGAAUGUGUGGAGUUCUUUGCUGUCGAUACUCCGGCAUCUGAAGACGAAGAUCUUGUCGGGAUGCCAUGUGAUGACGAGGAAUUUAUACAUCAUCUUACUCCGCCUGGUAUGCCUGAGUAUAAAUUGAAGGUGAAGUGCGGAGCCAUAGUGAUGCUACUGCGUAACAUAGAUGUUCAAGAACGCAUGUGCAAUGGAACUCGGCUUGAAAUUUUAUCGAUUAUGGCUGAUCAGCGCAUGCUUCGCUGCAGAAACUUGCUAACAGGAAGGAAUACUUAUAUCACAAGAAUACCAUUAGAUUUUGCGGACGAAAAUACUGGAAUCGCUUUUCGAAGGUUUCAGUUCCCAAUUAGAUUGUCAUAUUGCAUGACAAUCAAUAAAAGUCAAGGUCAGACAUUCGAUAAAGUUGGAAUUAUCAUGCGGACACCUUCAUUUGCUCACGGGAGCACUUAUGUUGCGCUGUCGAGAGCGCGUUCGAGGGAUCUUGUGCGUAUAACUACCAAUUCUCGUCGUAAGGUGCGCCAGCCUUUGAGGAUAAGAAAUGUUGUGUAUGAAGAAAUGAUUGCCUGA
Cylicostephanus goldi is the source of this 1527-nucleotide messenger RNA. The record is from the annotation of a GenBank genome assembly. Lineage: Eukaryota; Metazoa; Nematoda; Chromadorea; Rhabditida; Strongylidae.